GUUGUUGUCUUUGGAAAUGUUAUUGGACCAUUAAUAUUACUGCUGCUGAAAUUGUGUGUGCGACGUGUCUCGACGAAGGAAAAAAAUCUGCACUGCUUGGAUUGCUAAUUUGAAACAGUUCUACUUGAGUAUGAAUAAGUUCCUUACUCUGUAUAUGUCCUUUGAAGUUUCCUUUUUUGUUGGAGUAAUAUUUCUGAGCAAAUAUUUCCUUCUUGAAUCUCUGACUCUGGAGUUUUUAAUGUCUUGCAAUUGGCUUCCCAUAUUGAUUGUCUGCAAGAUAAACAAAAAAUUCUUCAUUUUGACUGUUAUACUUGUAGUGACAGUUUUUGUUUGGAUUAGGGAUGUUCAAAUAUUUAUGGGGGUAAAGGUUUUGACAUGCUAUUAGUUCAUGUUUUAACUUAUAAACCAGCUGGGAGCUCUAUCAUUUUCCUUUCACAGGUUCAACCUCGAUGGAUUCGUGUCCUUGUAUUUUGCUUCAAGUAUCCAGGAAUUUGCAGUGUUUUGGAAAAGCUUGAAAGUCCUGUCUCUUCUGUUGUUAAAAGCAUAUUUACUGAAAAAUUGAAGCAAGCAAGGGCAACCUUGGGAUUUAGCAGAGAUCAAUGGUGGCUUCUUGAUGCUGCCUGGAACAGGACUCUGGUUUUAGUCACAGAACUGGGACUUGAAGGGUUGGGUCCUGAAGCCAUGGCGGUGGUGGUUGAUUCUACUUCUUGAGGCCUCAACUCUUGAGAAUUUGCGGCAACAUGAUUAUAGGUGAAUCAAUUGAAGUGUGUAUGCGAGUCAUUGACAGAGGUUGAAUAGUAACUUCUAUAAAAUUUAAUUUAAAUCUUGCACCUCAAAAGUUCUCUCAAGUAUUCAUUUGAAGUUGAGAAGAAUAAGCAGAAGAUUGAUAAUGAGCAUUCUUGUGUAGAGAACGUUUAAAUUAGACAACAAAUUCUCUGAAUAAGUUAUAAGUUGAUUUUUCAGUAAAAAAUUGUCUAAAAUGAUUUGUUAAGUUGUUUCCUUAGUGAAAUCAGAUUAUAGAAUGAAAGUUGCACAUGAA
Molecule: messenger RNA, 1039 nt
Organism: Cicer arietinum (chickpea)
Lineage: Eukaryota; Viridiplantae; Streptophyta; Magnoliopsida; Fabales; Fabaceae
Source: RefSeq, a predicted model, not a curated record